This is a messenger RNA of Corylus avellana, 582 nucleotides long. RefSeq names its product large ribosomal subunit protein eL43z. Gene Ontology annotation, biological process: translation. Gene Ontology annotation, molecular function: structural constituent of ribosome. Gene Ontology annotation, cellular component: ribosome. NCBI's taxonomy places the organism in Eukaryota, Viridiplantae, Streptophyta, Magnoliopsida, Fagales, Betulaceae. The record is from RefSeq and is a predicted model, not a curated record.
AAAACGCAAUCAAAGAAACCCUAAGGUUUUUCCAUUUUGCUCUGUUCCAAUCAGCCGCUCCUCGUUCGCGACCGGAGAGCGCCUUCAAUUACAACCAACAUGACCAAGAGAACGAAGAAGGCUGGCAUUGUUGGAAAAUAUGGUACCCGAUACGGGGCUAGUCUGCGAAAGCAGAUUAAGAAGAUGGAAGUUAGUCAGCAUAGCAAAUAUUUUUGCGAAUUUUGUGGGAAGUUUGCAGUGAAGAGGAAGGCCGUGGGAAUUUGGGGCUGCAAAGACUGUGGAAAGGUCAAAGCUGGCGGUGCCUACACUUUGAACACUGCUAGUGCUGUGACCGUAAGGAGCACUAUUCGGAGGCUGAGGGAGCAAACUGAGAAUUGAGCUGCUACCAUCUGCCUAUUUUUACCUUAUUUUGACCUUUCAUAAGAAAAAAGGCUACUAUAAGAACCGCUUUUUGAUCUGCUUAUUAUAAUGCAAUGGAAAUUGUUGGAAGAUGGGUUUUAACUUGAGACUUGCUCUUUUCUUCUGUUGUGGCGCUGCAUUAUGUUAAUGUUAUAACAAUUAAAUUGUUCGAGUUGUUGCUAA